Molecule: messenger RNA, 1176 nt
Organism: Cyphomyrmex costatus
Lineage: Eukaryota; Metazoa; Arthropoda; Insecta; Hymenoptera; Formicidae
Gene: ClpP
Product: Caseinolytic protease proteolytic subunit
Exons: 5
Coding region: 300-1037 (245 amino acids)
Biological process (GO): protein quality control for misfolded or incompletely synthesized proteins
Cellular component (GO): endopeptidase Clp complex
Molecular function (GO): serine-type endopeptidase activity; ATPase binding; ATP-dependent peptidase activity
Source: RefSeq, a predicted model, not a curated record
UGUUUUCUUACAUCAUGCGGGUAUGACAGAUUUCCUAACCUGAAUAAUCGUCAACUUUAACGCUUAAUAUCUCGGUUCAUAGGACAGAGCGACUUUUUUCUACCAGAUUCUUUCGUUUCGUGCAAAAACGCGUCGAAUGAACCUAAUUUUAUUAAAAUCGGUGAGGUCGGAGCUUAUCUUCAUAAUUACCAUAUUUUUUAUAACGUAACAAGUCAUUUGUCUUCAUUCAGAGAUAUUGUAAUUAACCCUAUAUCCUAUUACAUAAAUUCUCUUAUCGAAAUACAUUCCUUUCUAAAUAAAUGAUUAUUGUUUAUUACCAUUCUGUAAUAAUGUUACAAAAAAUACACAGUUUACUACGAAUCACGGCUUAUGGACACAAAGUAGGUAAUAGAUAUUUAAACUUUGUUCCAAUUGUAGUAGAACAAAGUGGACGUGGUGAACGUGCAUAUGAUAUUUAUUCGCGUCUUCUGAAAGAAAGGAUAAUUUGUCUUAUGGGCCCAGUCACAGAUGUUGUAGCUUCUGCUGUAAUUGCUCAACUUCUUUUUCUUCAAUCAGAAAGCAGUAAAAAUCCGAUUCACUUAUAUAUUAAUUCACCUGGUGGAAGCGUAACAGCAGGACUCGGAAUAUAUGACACUAUGCAAUAUGUUCUUCCACCUAUUUCUACAUGGUGUGUGGGUCAAGCAUGUUCUAUGGCGAGUUUACUUUUAGCAGCUGGAACCAAAGGCAUGCGUCAUUCUUUACCAAAUGCUAGAAUCAUGAUACAUCAACCAUCAGGAGGUGUACAAGGACAAGCUACAGAUAUUCAGAUACAAGCUACAGAAAUACUUAAAUUGAAACAACAGAUCAAUGAAUUAUAUGUAAAACAUACCGGACAGAAUUUAGAAGAAAUAGCAAAGAGUAUGGAGAGAGAUAAUUUUAUGAGUCCAACACAAGCUAAAGAGUUUGGAAUUAUAGAUAAAAUAUUGGCCCAUCCUAUGCAAGAAGAAACUGCAGAAAAAGUAAUGGAGAAAACAGAUAAUGUUUCGACAAAACCUUAAUACUACUGAAUAGGAUGGGGUGUCCAGAAAAUCGAGGUCAAUACUUUGAGAGCCAAAAAGGAGGGGAAAAAAGCUAUAUAAACAUAGGUCCAGAAAUAAGUCGUUCGCGAGUUAUAACCAUUUUUAUGUUAAAAAAUUG